This is a messenger RNA of Cyclocybe aegerita, 834 nucleotides long. The record is from the annotation of a GenBank genome assembly. Lineage: Eukaryota; Fungi; Basidiomycota; Agaricomycetes; Agaricales; Hemipholiotaceae.
AUGACAUCAAGCUCUUUCUUGUCGACAAUUAGGCGGAAGCACUCCCUCUCAAAGAUCAUUAGAGGGAUCUGGCCCUUGGAUGCCGACAUAAACUCUCUUGUCCGCAAGUCUUCUGGCCAAUUUGUCUUUGCCACCACAGUUGUCAACUACGUCACCUCGCGCCGCCACAAUCUAGUCGAACGCCUGAAAGUCGUCCAAGGUCUGGCGAAAGAUAAAAGAAACCCACCCUUCCCCGAGCUGGGUGCAUUGUAUCGUGGCCUCGGAAGACAAGGACCUGCUCCGCAUUCUUCGUCGCUCGAUAUUCUCCUAGGCCUGCCUGAAGGAGUGGUAGAAUUGCUCUUGAGCGAUCUUUCCUCCGUCAUCGCAAUCAGUUCCUUCAGCGAAAUUUCGGAAAUAACAUUCCUUCACGCCUCGUUUCCGGACUUCCUGUUGGACAAACAUCGAUCGAAAGAGUUCUACGUCAACAGCGACAAUAUCAACGCUGCACUGGCACAAGAAUUCAUCGAAUUCAUCUUCAAAUAUCCUGAAGUCCAUUUAGACGAUUGCUGGGACGUUUGUCUUCGCGGACCUGUCCGUUUUUCGCGCAACAUUUCUAAGGAUGCAGUUGCCACUGAUGUCUACGCCGCCAUCGGCGUUCUGGAUCUAGGUGCUGUUCUGAACGUCGCUGCAGCGCAGUCAAAACACAGUCAUCGACACGCAGGGUGCCCUUGUAGACUUCAUGUUGUUUUUGCUGCGACAGGUUGGCUAUCCUUAUUUUACAUGACGUAUAUAUCUCUCGCCGUCCGGCUUGAUCGUGUGCAAGUCUGUGGUCUGGUUGGUGACAUCCGCUGGUAG